CUCGCUUUCUCACACAGCUGCGGCUCUCUCGCUGAAAUUCCAGUGAGCGCCGCGCUAUAUACUUCAGUGUCAGGCUAACUAGCGAGUCAGUCGGACGGUUUUAACUUUCGCUCUCGCUCGCUCUCGCCGAUUCAGCUGCGUGCACUGACGCCAGGACGACCGACAGAAAUGAAAACGAUGAACGUCGCCGUAGUUUUGGCGAUUGUACUUGCCGCGGCGAGCGCAGCUCCUUAUUCCAAGUUCGGGCGCAGUUGCCAAGACAUCGGAUGUCGCUCGGACGAAAAAUGCAUUAUGGCUGAGGAGCCAUGCAGCUAUGGCCAUCAACGAGAUCAAUGUGGUCGUUACCCCACCUGCCAACGUAUCAACAGCGGAGGUGAGAGUUGCACCACCAAGAUUUGCUCCAGUGGACAGUACUGUAGAACUGAAAACGGGCGGCCGACCUGCGUCAAUACUAAUGCUGGAUUGGAUCCAGCGUCUCACCGGCAACCGGGCUACAAAUUGCCGACAACGACCAGACGACCCGCGGUGCCAACACCACCACCACGAAGCUCCUCGUACGAUCAUCGCUUCGGUGGCAACGGCAUCGGUGGAGGUGGUAGCCGCACCUGGGAUCGUAACUUUGGCGGUGGCAGUCGUGGUGGAAGCAGCGGCGGUUCCGUUUGGGACCGAAACUUCGGCGGUGGCAGUCGCGGCAACAACGGUGGCACUUCUAUUUGGGACAGGAAUUUUGGUGGCGGUAGCCGCGGUGGAAGCUCGUACACCACUAAGAGACCGAGCUACUAUCCAGGAGGCAGAGACCACUACAACACACACACAUCAACUGACUCCAAGGGGAAUAGAGUCUGGACCUUCUCUGGCUAAGAUCAGCCCCCUGGGAUUUCGCUUCUCGAUGAUCGCGUUCGCCCCACUAGCUUGCACGCUCUCACUCUGCUAAAGCUUUGAUGAGGAGCUUUCAUGCUGAACUCGGUUUCGCGCUCUAAGAUUACCUCGAGAUUGUUUAUUUUAUUCGUUUCACGUGUAUACUUUAUCCGAGAUGCUUUACUAUUCUUUAAUUAUGGUGUGAUAUUUUUAACCAAAAAUUAUUCAUGAUUUAAUUAAUAUUCUGAUUUUAAAUUGAACAUUUCUUACAUGAUACAUGUUUAUUGUUUGUGUUCUUUUUAACACUGCUUACAAGGAAGAGUUCCUAGAUGUACCUCAUCGAUUUUGAUCAUGAUGUAUUAUGUUGUAAUACACAGGUAAAUAUUUAACAUCAAUUUUUUUAAAUGCAAAUUAGCCGAUUUGAGGAAUGAAAAAUACCCUUAAAGCUCAUCACUAAAAACAUUUUUUUUAACAUCUUAAAAGCCACUUACAUAGUUUUGAAUGAAAUCAACGUCAAACUUUUCUAUAUAAAAAGAUUACAACUUGAGUUUAUUUCACGGGUAAAUAUACAUUAUUUUUUUAUUUAUUUAAAUACAAAAUUUAUAAAAUCAUCUAGUUUAAUUUAAAAAAGGAAUAUAAGAAUAUAAAAUCUUAUAAAAUAUAAUCAAGAAUAUAAAAAAUUAAUAUUUUGAAGAAAAAUAUUUCCUAGGUUGUUUUAAUACGACACCUAUUUUUUUUUAUUUUAUCGAUAUAGAAAUUUAAUUUGUUUGAAAUACAAUUUAACAAAAUAAAGAUAAAAACAAUUAAUAAUAAUAAAUAAUAAUUAAUAAUAAAAAAAAAUAAUAAAUAAGCUGAUAAAAGGUGUGUUCAAAUGCAUUUUAUAACAAGAGAUCUGAAAUCAAAUUUUUAGAUUUAGAAGCUAUUACAUAUACAUUAGUUGAUUAAAAAUUUUUUUACUAUCACUAGUUCAAAGUCUCCACUUUUUUCUUUAAGAACAAUAAAUAGAGGGAAAAUAAGUCGAUCUUACCAGAAAUUAUUGGUUAAAUUUUUUAACUAUAGGUCGCAGAAGUUAGAGAUUAUACUAAACAUUUUACUUAUCUUUCUUUUUAAUUGCUAAUAUACGGCCACAGUGUAUUUAUAGUUGAAAUCUACUGACAGAAUUAUAGAUAUUUUCUAUUUCUUUUUCAUAAAUAACAUUUGUUUUUCAAAUACAAAUUUAUCAGUUUUCCUUUAUAAAUAUUCUACUCCUUCUCCUGUUUCUAGCCUAAAUUUUUAUGUAUACCACUUUUCCAAAACUUUACUGCUCUUGGUUGAAAAUCGUAAUGUAAUUUAUUAACAUCUGAUGUGCGCACUGGGGAAAUUUCGUCCGUAGUGAUUCUAUCUUAUUAUCUUCUCCUCCUUGCAUUUAAACACUUUUUUAAGACUAUGCGAGAUCAAGAGUCUCAUCUCCAAUCACUUCAAUUUCAUUAAAUGCUUCCACAGCAUUUAACAGUUUUUCAAUAUGAUUUUUUAAAUUAAAAUUAAAAUUUCGUUUUGAUUAAGUGCUUGAAAGGUUAUUAAAACUAAAUUGAAAACAUUAGGAUUCAAAUAAUUUUCUAUCUCUUCUAAAAAGUUAAAAUACCCGUUUAAAUUCAAUGAAAUAUAAAAUAAAACUGUGGUUUUCAUUAUUUUUACGAGCUACUGAAUUACGUAUAAAGAUAAAUUUAUCAAGAAUAACGAUAUGGUGCUUGUUUCAAGUACAAAUGAAAAACAGCUUCUUUAUACAUUAUCCAUCAUUCGGAUUCAUAAAUUAUUAUUGUCAGUACAUUAUAAAUAUUAUUUAUCAUUUACUCUGAUAUUAACAAAUGAAUAUACCGAACUAUUUAAAUACUUAUAAUGAUUGAACUAUUUGUAUUAUAAAAUUACAAAAUAAAUGCUAUAAUAUUAGUUGAAUUUGAGUAUUCCUUAAUAAACAAUUCUAGUAUAUUCGUAGGGAAAUGAAAAUUAUAUAUAAACAAAAAAAUAGAUCCAUUCUUACAAUUUAAUAUCCUGAACUUAUUCAUACUAUGAAAUAAAACAAAUAAUCUUUCUAAAAGCAUAUUGAAAGUUAUAUAUUUUUACCUGGAUGUUAUAUUUAAUUGUAAGUUUAACGAUGAUCUCAAAGAAGAUGGCACAGUAAAAAAUGUUUUUAGAGCUUUAACCCCAAUCCUUAAAGCCCAAGUUCAUGGUUUUAGAGUUUAUGAGUUUUCACGUAGAUUUCAUUUAAAAACUAUAAGUAUUUUUUAAGAUAUUAAAAACAUUGUUUCAAAUGGUGAACUUGAAGAGUGAUUUUUAGUCCUUAAAGCGGUGAAUUAGCACUUAAAAAAAUUAAGUGUUAAAUAUUUUCUUGUAAGCUACAACACAUUACAAAAUAAUAAAAUUCCGUGAAAUACAUCUGGGGGGGGGGGGCCAUUUUUUUAGUAUCAACGUCCGUGCCAUAUUUACUUAAAGAUACGAUUAAAACUACCUUUGCAAUGUACAUUAAUUGAAUAAUAAAUCUGAAUAUAAUUAGUACUUGUUCUGCACAGUGUAUCAUUCAGAGCGUGUAUCUAUGUCAUGAAUCAUAUCACUACGGAAACUUUUAUCCUCCAUCAGGAAGCUCGCGAUAAUAUCUCAUUUAGAAAAUAGAGUGGAAACUUUAAUCAAGGUGAGUGGCACAUCAUCGAAAAUAUUUGACGCGUUAAAAGAAAAAAAAAUCUUUGUAUGACGGAUGGGAGUGAUAUGCCGCGCAUGUAGCUUUUAUAGACUUUAUGGACUGGGCUUUAUCGAGAGUUGCCCGGGCUUUAUCGUGCUUCGCCCUACACAUUAAGUAACUUCUCUGCGUAUCGGUUUUUAUGAAAUUUGAUGCAUGCCGAUUGAAACUCUUCAGUAUUUUAUUUUGCGGUAUAUGGCUGGGUGUGGUUGACGUAACGUUAGUUACUUUUGGUUACUCGGAGCUGUCAUAUUGAAAAAUCGUACAUGUGAAUAAU
Messenger RNA from Phymastichus coffea, 3845 nucleotides. RefSeq names its product calcium-binding protein P-like. The coding region runs from base 169 to 861 and encodes 230 amino acids. NCBI's taxonomy places the organism in Eukaryota, Metazoa, Arthropoda, Insecta, Hymenoptera, Eulophidae. The transcript has 5 exons. The record is from RefSeq and is a predicted model, not a curated record.